AUGAAAGUUGCACCUCUGAACUCAUGCAAGAAAUCAUCAACAAUGAGACAAGUUUGUCUUCAUUGUGGAAGUGUAAUCUGUACCAAUCCAAUUUGUUGUCCAAAUGAACUUACGAUCCACACUCAAUUAUGUCAAAGUAGUAUAGGUCUCUUCAUUAAAGUUGGAAUACCAGAGGUAUCGUUAUACUUGCUCCAAUAUGAGAUCAAGAAAUACAAUGUCUAUCAUUGUUUGAAAGGUGAAUCCAACUCUACUGACUCAAGUGUACUCAAUGCAGAAGUACUUAGAGAACUCUACAUCUCAUGGUUAAGUGGUGAACUUCAUCAAAAUUGUUUGAAUUUAAUUGCUGGUGCACGUGAGGAUCAAUAA
Molecule: messenger RNA, 366 nt
Organism: Heterostelium album PN500
Lineage: Eukaryota; Evosea; Eumycetozoa; Acytosteliales; Acytosteliaceae
Exons: 1
Coding region: 1-366 (121 amino acids)
Source: RefSeq, a predicted model, not a curated record